CUCCCCCGCUGCCGCCCUGGAGGCCUCCCGGUGCCCUCUCCUUCCCACGAGCCGGCCCCACGCCAUCUCCCCAUUACUUAUCGACGUUUACGUGGGGCAGAGACGCGGCUCCCAAACUCCGGGACACCGGUGCGCGCCCGGCAGCCCCCAUCCCCAUCCACCCCCGCCGGAAGCACCAUUCUCACCUCCCACCUGGCGCCGACCUCACUUCCUCACUUCCUGCGGCCGCUUCCGCCUCCGGGCCGUGCCGGCUUCUGCCGCCGCUGCCGCCGCCGCCGCUACCGCUGCUCGGAGGCCGGAGGGCGCCCGCCGGGCGGACAGAACAUCACAGUUGUACCAGUUUGGGAGCAAAAUAUGGAAUGUGUUUCACUGCUGACCGAAGGCAGCCAAAUGAACAGUAUUUAUAGUAGUUUGAAAAUCAGCAGUUAGCAGUUUCUUCACAUUCUAACACUACCCAGCACUUUCCAGAGAGAACUCAUUGUUUACAAGAAAUCUGCUUUCCAAAUCCGUUGCGGUGCCCUCCAGCCUUGCCUAUUAACUAUUUGAAAAGGGGAAGCUAAUCUACAGUUUAGGGAAAGAUGGCAAUGGAUGAGUACCUGUGGAUGGUCAUUGUGGGUUUUAUCAUUGCUUUUAUUUUAGCCUUUUCUGUUGGUGCAAAUGAUGUUGCCAAUUCUUUUGGAACGGCUGUGGGCUCUGGUGUUGUUACUUUACGCCAGGCUUGCAUUUUGGCUUCGGUGUUUGAAACCACUGGCUCAGUAUUACUGGGAGCAAAAGUAGGAGAAACAAUUCGGAAAGGUAUCAUUGACGUUAACCUGUACAACAACACUGUCCCACUGCUGAUGGCAGGAGAAGUGAGUGCAAUGGUUGGUUCUGCUGUUUGGCAGCUGAUUGCAUCAUUCUUGAAACUCCCGAUAUCGGGAACCCAUUGCAUCGUCGGUGCUACAAUUGGAUUUUCUCUGGUGGCCAUUGGCACGCAGGGAGUCCAGUGGAUGCAGCUUGUUAAGAUUGUUGCCUCUUGGUUUAUUUCCCCACUGUUAUCUGGCUUGAUGUCUGGAAUCCUCUUUGUGCUGAUUAGAUUCUUCAUUUUAAACAAGGAAGACCCUGUGCCCAACGGUCUCCGUGCACUUCCGGUGUUUUAUGCUGCUACCAUAGCUAUUAACGUGUUUUCCAUCAUGUACACGGGGGCACCAGUACUGGGACUGGUCCUGCCAAUGUGGGCCAUUGCUCUGAUAUCAUUUGGUGUAUCCUUAGUAUUUGCUGUCUUAGUCUGGAUUUUUGUGUGUCCCUGGAUGAAGAGAAAAAUAGAAAGCCGGUUAAAGAAAGAUGCUGCACUGUCAAGGAUAUCAGAUGAAAGUCUUGAUAAAAUUCAAGAUGAAGAAACACCAGUCUUUAAAGAGCUUCCUGGUGCUAAAGCAUCUGAUGAGAGCACGAUUCCCCUCACUGGCUCAGGAACAGAAGCUGCUGGGGCAUCAGAUACUAUUGCAAAUGGAAACCAUCCACGUGUACCGUAUGGAAGGGCAUUUUCAGUGACACACACCUCAGUGAAAUCACCUGUUUCCAACGGUACCUUCAGCUUCGAUGGCCAGGUACGGAGCGACGGCCACGUUUAUCACACUGUGCACAAGGACUCAGGUUUAUACAAAGACUUGCUCCACAAAAUACACCUGGACAGGGCCACCGACGAGAGGCCCGCUCAAGAAAACAACUACAAACUGUUACGACGCAACAACAGUUACACAUGUUACACAGCUGCUAUUUGUGGCAUGCCUGUGCAUUCCUCCUUUAAGGCAGCAGAUGCGUCGGCUCCAGAGGACAGUGAGAAGUUAGUGGGAGACACUGUUUCCUACUCCAAGAAGCGAGUUCGCUAUGACAGCUACUCCAGCUAUUGCAAUGCAGUGGCUGAGGCAGAGAUUGAGGCAGAGGAAGGUGGGGUGGAAAUGAAGUUGGCCUCUGAACUCGCAGAUCCUAACCGGCCACCGGUUGAUCCUGUAGAAGAGGAUAAGGAAGAGAAAGACACAUCUCAGGUCCAUCUGCUUUUCCACUUCCUCCAGAUCUUAACAGCCUGCUUUGGAUCCUUUGCCCAUGGAGGUAAUGAUGUCAGCAAUGCAAUCGGUCCUCUCGUUGCACUCUGGCUGAUCUACGAGCAAGGUGGUGUAAUGCAAGAAGCAUCAACUCCUGUCUGGCUGCUGUUUUACGGAGGUGUUGGGAUCUGUGUGGGUCUCUGGGUCUGGGGCAGAAGAGUUAUCCAGACCAUGGGUAAAGACCUCACUCCUAUCACACCAUCAAGGCCAGUUUUGAGAAGCCCCCUGGUCCCUAUGGAAAGCAGGUGUGCCUGGAAAAGCAGCUGGAACUGCCCAAGGUCUCUGGUUCGAAUAAUUUUCUGAAUGCCUGACUCCUUCCACUCACACUUCUCAUGGAUUCCUGGUGAUCUCUGUCAUCGAAAUUGCAUGUGGCAUGUCUUUUGCACUCAUAGGCUUAUCAAGGUAAAGCUGACAAGUUCUCUCUUCUCAGCCUCUGCCUCUGCAUGACAACCUGGAAUAAGUUGUGGCUGCCUCCAGGCAGACGAGGAGUACUGUUUCCUUCAAGAGCAGAGACACUUUGUUACACUGAUACAGUGCCUGUCACAGAGUGCUGGGGUGAAGUGCUGCUCAAAAUACACCAGAAGGAAUGGGAACCACACAAGACAUGGUGAUGAAAGGGAGGAACUUCAGGCCAGACCCAAGCCCUGCAAAGAGCUUAGUCACCUUAUGGGGACAGCUGCAUGCCUUCAGUUCAGUGGACAAGCUUUGGGUAGUAGACAAAGGUGAAUACGCCCGGUUUUCCUAGGUCACAGUCAUGUUCAGUGUCUACCUGCUUUCCUGACAGUUUAGGUAGCAUACUGUGAAGACUUUCUUACAGAAAUCUGUGCUUGGAAUCUUUGAGACAGCAUUUCUUCAAGAGCUACAUUGCAUAAAUUUUGGCUAAAACCUUUCUACUGAUUUGGGUUAUUGUUUCUAAGCACUGCAGAAAGAGGUUAAAAGCUAUAUGAAUUUACGGGGUGUUCUCUUCCAUAAAAACCUGUCCUUCCUAUCCCAUCUUCAUCCCAAAUAAUGUUCAUUAAGGCAGAGUUCCCUCUCAUUUAUGAAGGCUGAAGUAAACGCUCUCUUAGAUAUCAUUUGAAGAAAAUUUCCUGGAGCCACUGAGUAUUAUGACAAAGACUUCUUACUUGUUUCCUUCAUUCUUUCAUUUUGGGUAGUUUACAUCAAAGCAAUGGAAAGAUACUUCCUUUGUUACGGAAAACUACUUCAGAUUCCCUUCACAUAGUAAUGUGUAGAGACAAAAAGUAUUAAUUUGUAAUAUUAACAAAUGUGAGAUAAAGCACAGAUGGUGUUGAUAAAAAACACAACUACUAGGAUAAGCAGAAAGAGUAGAAAUAAAGGAGGUAGAAAGGGCAUGCUGACAAUACCAAAAUAGCUUUCAAAGAUCAAAAGGUUGUGACUGAGACAGAUGAAUAAUGGUAGACAUAGAAGCUGCUGACACAAAAACAGAAAAGAAAUGAUGGCUGCAGAGAUGACAGUGGCCCUUUCCUGAAUUCACUGUCUUUCAUGGCCUCUGUUAGAGCAGAUUCAUCUUGCGAGCUGCUGCUUUUAUUCUCAUAGAUACAGGGCAGAGGUGGCCUGUGACUUUUUGGGUGAGGGCAUACGGAGGGCAGUUGCACAGCAAAGCAGGCAGACUUUCUUCUGCCCUACACUGUCCUCCAACCCAGCAGGGCAUUCACUCUUCGUCUGCUCAGGCAAUUUCAGAAGUAGUACUCAAGGAUUAAAUUUCCACUUAAUUUAAUUGAGAAAGGCUGUUGGGCUUUACUGCUAUCAUUGUUUAGCAGUUAUUUUUCCUGAAGCUGCAAUUAUCACUGCCAAUGCAAUUCAGCAGGUAAUGGAGGAAGUCAGGACAGUAUAUGCUUCAAAUCCUCUCAGGUGCUACCUAACCAUGACACUUAUCUGAGAGGCUUCCACUCUGAAACGUUUUAACUUCCAAGCCUGGUGAUUUUCAUUUGUCAGUAAUAAAAAUCUUAAUAUGAAGACCUAAUAAAUGUUUAAAUAGAUUCUUCAUUAAGUGUCAUCAUUUCUGCUUGGAUAGGGUUAAUUUUCUUCCUGGUAGCUGAAGCAGGGCUGUGUUUUGGUUUAUGAUGAAAAGAAUGUUGAUAAUACAGGGAUGUUUUGGUUAUUGCUGAGCAUUGUUUGCACAGCACCAAGGCCUUUUCUGCCUCUCCCCCUACCCUGCCAGUGAGUGGGCUGGGGGUGAAAAGGAAGCUGAGAGGGAGCGUGGCCAAGAUAGCUGGCUGAAACUAGCCACAGGGCUAGUCCAUGCCAUAGACUGUCAUGCCUAGUACAUAAACUGAGGGGAGCAGUA
Molecule: messenger RNA, 4389 nt
Organism: Colius striatus (speckled mousebird)
Lineage: Eukaryota; Metazoa; Chordata; Aves; Coliiformes; Coliidae
Gene: SLC20A2
Product: solute carrier family 20 member 2
Exons: 10
Coding region: 579-2384 (601 amino acids)
Biological process (GO): phosphate ion transmembrane transport
Cellular component (GO): membrane
Molecular function (GO): phosphate transmembrane transporter activity
Source: RefSeq, a predicted model, not a curated record